AUGGAGCGGAAACAGUUCGGGGCCGCCGUCCCGUACUUCACGGAGGCGCUGGACGCCAUGGCGGCGUCGGCGUCCGAGCUGGGCGCCACCAACAUGGGCACCGUCAAGCUCUACCACCAGCGCGGGCUGUGCUACCUGGCGGCGCACAAGUACAAGCCCGCGAUCGAGGACCUGUCCAAGGUCAUGCACAUGACGCCCAAGAGCGCCGAGCUCUACGCCAAGCGCGGCAAGGCCUACGCCGCGCUGGGCGAGCACCACGCCGCCAUGCUCGACUACAACGAGGCCAUCAGCCUUGCCGCCACUCAAGGGUUACUUCACGACCGCGGGGGGAUGGGCAUGGAGAGCAUUGAGAGUCGACGGCUGGAGAAACGCGCGUUGCAUGACUAUUCCAGGGCGAUCGAGCUGGACUCGAGCAAUGUGGAGACGUUCCGGUUACGAGGUGAGGCGUUCAUGCACCUUGCUCGGUAUGACGAAGCGCUCGCGGAUUUUGCGAGCGCGCUGGAGCUGGACCCGCAUGACUUUCAGGUGUGCAUGGCUCGUGCGAAGCUCUUCCGGCAGCGGGGAGACCUGAAAGGUGCGGUGCAGGAAGUUACCGCGGUGCUGCGUGUGAACGGAUUUUUCAUUAAUGGGUUGAAGCUGCGAGCGCAGUUGUAUGAAGAGCUCGGAGCGAUCCAAGACGCCGAGAAGGACUACUCGUCUAUUAUU
Messenger RNA from Phytophthora sojae, 705 nucleotides. RefSeq lists its product as hypothetical. The transcript is spliced from 2 exons. The annotation marks the transcript as partial. NCBI's taxonomy places the organism in Eukaryota, Oomycota, Peronosporomycetes, Peronosporales, Peronosporaceae. Gene Ontology annotation, molecular function: protein binding. The record is from RefSeq and is a predicted model, not a curated record.